Molecule: messenger RNA, 2842 nt
Organism: Cinara cedri
Lineage: Eukaryota; Metazoa; Arthropoda; Insecta; Hemiptera; Aphididae
Source: the annotation of a GenBank genome assembly
AUGGGUAAGUCUGUCUACGAUACGUGCAAAUAUCAUAAUUAUUAUCUUUGCACCAUGUAGAUUGGUGUGUAAACGCCGUCCGUUCGUUGGUGAUGACGACACCAGUUCCCCGUCGAUAUUCGGUUAAUUGUCCGUGCAGUGAAAUGCUGUUGUCGUUUUCGUCACGUAGUUUCGUGCGUGGACAACGUCCCGCAAUUUUCUCUGCGUUUAAUUUGUAUUACAAGCGCUUAUUGCGUACUCCGCAUCGUAACACUUGCACAUCCAUUGUUGUUCCAAAUUGGUACAAAUUAAAUUUCUAUUGUGCAUCUAUUCGGUACGGUCUAAUUGGUAUAGUUGCCCACCUAUUCGACUUAAUUAUGAACCAGUUUUGUACGGCACCUUUUAUAUUCCCACUGACAAUUGUGUCACGGUCCGCUCACCAGGGAAUGGAAAAGUAAAUUAUAAAUACCUUAGUUGGCCUAGUAUUAUUUAUAGAUAAUAUUGUGCGGUUGCAGUUGAAAUAUCGUAUUUUUAAUCGUAUUAAUGAUGUGUAGGCCAUUCAUUAAUCAUAAUUUUUAAUAUAUUUCCAUCGCUGAGAAUUGUUCUGCAUUUCUACAAUGUAUUUUAUCAUCGUUUAUAUCAUUAUUACUCGUAUGUCGUGAGUUCAGUAUACACGCAUCAGUAAUAUUAUGUAACCAAGAUAUAUAACAAUUACGAGUAUUUAUCCAUAUAGAUCAGUCUUAAUAUAGGAAUCUGAUUUUUCUUAAAUCAAUUUUGUAAAUUUAUGUGUACUGACCUAAUAAAUUGUUUAUUCAUAUAAAUUUAUAUAAAUUGAUAUACCUAUUCAAUGGAGAUUCAUUCACUCAUCGGAGUUUAAUAUUUAUUUUUUUUUUUUAUAUAUAUAGGUGCUCAGUCAUAAUUAUAAAUUUUCCGAUAACCAAUGUUAAAUAUAUUACAAUAGAUACUAGGCAAUUGUUAUGAAAAAAAUGAAUAUUUUUUAAAACUUAAUUUCAAUUACAUUAUACCUAGGUAAAAUAUACAACAAGUGUAUAAAUGUGAAUUUAACCAUUUUAUAAUUUCAUAUGUAAUUUUCUUUUUAGAAAAUUACUCUUUAAAUAAUGUUAAUUAGAUUUAAAAAACAAUGUUUAUGAAUAAUUUGUUUUCAUUUGUUUAAAUAACACACAAAAAUUAAAAUUAAUUUCAUCAAAUUUAUUUUUAAUUGUAUAGUUAAUCAGAUUAGGACUAUUUGUUUUAAUAUUUAUUUUUUAUUUAUUUAAAGAGCGUGAGAAAAAAUCUUUAGAAGUAGAAGGGCCUGUUGGAGCUGCUGCAGACAGCUGCUACAGGGAUGAAUCCAGCUACAUACCAACCGUUGGCAGAUGGGGAAAUGAAUGGCCGAGUUGACUCGAAAUCCUACCCACUCCCAACAACCACAACAAUAAUGACUACGCGUUUUGGCUGAGUUAUGGCCAGAAAUCAGACUGGCCAAUUGGUCAGCCAGUGCCCUUGCCGAAAUGGGGUAGCUCAAGGCCAUCCCUUUUGGUUGGCUCAAUUGGGGAAUUUGAUGAGCUGACCAAACAAUUUGAAAAUGAAGUACAGACUCUACUUCAAAUACACAAUUAUGAUUCAGUUACAAAUUUCAUCAAGUAAAAUAUAUAAAAUCAAAUACAAUUCAUAAAUUAUCUAAUAAAUUAUUUUUUAGAUUUUAUAAUGAAUUCAAAAUUGGAAAAUGUGAAACACUGGAGAGCUUCUUUAGGGAAUAUGAACCACCAUUGACUAAAAAUGCAAAUACUUGUGUUGGCCUUGGUUUAUUGUUAAUUGGAAAAUUAGCUUUGUUAAAUGAUAGAUUCCCUGGCAUUGAGAACAGCCUUUAUCUGGUUUCUUGUGAGGAAUCUAUAGAAGUAAGUUUUGUGUUAUAAAUUCAACAUGAUUUUUUUCUAAAAACAAUUUAAAUAAUUUUUAGAGUCAUGAAGAAUACAUGAGUAAUGGUUAUCCAGACCCAUGGGUAAGCGACAAAGAACAUGUUAUGGUCGCUAUGCAAAUUGAAAUCGAAGGGCGUAAAGGUGUGGUAUUAUUAGAUCCUGGCUACCAAAUCGGUAGAGUUAUAACAGUAAUGAUCGAUCAGCAGUAUCCUCAUACUGGUAAACAAUAUUUUUGAAAUUGCAUUCUUAUUCAUUUUUUAAAUAAAAUUUAUAAUAAUCAAUAUUAUCUAGGUCGUUUUGUACCAUCAUCUUGUCCGAAAAAGGAAUAUUGUUAUCAAACCAUGGUCGGCGAGAAAUAUGUACAAUGGUCUGUAUGGAAUGGAUCUUCCAAACCAGAAACCAACUUAGUGUACAUAGGUGCAUCAUAUCAUUCACCAGUGUGUGUAACUGAACGUCGAAAUUUAGUUUAUAACUUUAGAAGCUUACUGGCCACUGAUAGGAAAGGACAUUUAUUGGCUGGUGUCUAUUUUAAAGCGGCAUUUCAAUCAACAUUCACAUUGUUUUGUGAUGAUGAUCAAGAUCCAACAAUUAAACACCGAAUUAAAGUUCCAUCUGCCCAAUUCAUUACAAAAAAUGUAAAAACAUAACUACUAUUUAAUAAAUAUUAAAUUAUCAUUUUUUUUUAUAUGUAUUUUAACUAUUAUUUUAUUUGUUUGUAGAAAAUAGAUAUUGAUAUUGAUGUCGACAAAGUAUUAGAUAUAUGCAGCAAACAUCUCAAGAUGACAAAGAUCCAAUUUUAUACUAUACUAUCAGUACUUGCAGAAAUAUUAGAAGACAAAGAAUUUCUUGAACAAAUGUGCAAAAUUAACGACGAUAUUUAUAAACUCGGAGUUGAUGAAAAUAAUAACAAUGAAGGUGUUAACAAUUACAACUUAUCUGGAUAG